Molecule: messenger RNA, 1300 nt
Organism: Mandrillus leucophaeus (drill)
Lineage: Eukaryota; Metazoa; Chordata; Mammalia; Primates; Cercopithecidae
Gene: TEX29
Product: testis expressed 29
Exons: 8
Coding region: 1-1176 (391 amino acids)
Source: RefSeq, a predicted model, not a curated record
AUGGCCCUGCUGCUCAGGCCCUCUCUGCCGCCCACCCCUGGGUCUGAGCCCAAGAAGCAGCCUAGAGGAAUUCCUCCUGUCCUUCUCUGCACAACUUUGCAGAUGUGGAAGAGGCUGUGUGGUCGGAUGCAGUGCAGACUCUGGCCUCCAAGCCCACCCGCUCCACAGCCUCUCCCCAUGUGGCUGCGGAGCCCUGCAUGCCUCCCCUUCCCUGCAGCCCUGCUGGGCUUCCUCAUGUCCACACUCGCUCAUCCUGGACAGGAGGCAGCUAGGCCUCCAGACAGCCCCAUAGCAGAAGCAGCAAAAUGCCGAGUGGAAAGACUUUCCAUGGCCUUAGAGAAACGACAGAACAUUGACCGCUGCGCUGGCGUGGGCGUGUUAGAAGCCCCAGGUGGUGGCCGAUGGGGUGUAAGGGCCUUCGGGCAUCAUGAGCUGGGCACUGGCUGGUGUCUGAUGGGGUGGAAGAGCCUGCAGUGUCCUGAGCCGGGCGCUGGCGGGUGUCUGGUGGGGUGGAGGAGACUGUGGGCAGCGCGAGCCUGGCGCUGGCGGGUGUCUGCGCGAGCCUGGCGCUGGCGGGUGUCUGGUGGGGUGGAGGAGACUGUGGGCAGCGCGAGCCUGGCGCUGGCGGGUGUUUGCUGUGCCGUUGCUGUCAUCAUCCGCGUCAGAAAGCGGAGGCAGUGGUGGACUCUGAAUUCUCCGGGAGCUGCCGGUUCUUUAGCGGAGAGCGGGGUGGCUUUGUCUUUGGGGGUGACAUGUGUGUGUGUCUGUGCUUUUGCAGUGUGUGACAUUCCUCUGCAUGACAUUUGUGACUACAACGUCUCCAGGGACCGAUGCAAGGAGCUCGGGUGCUGCUUCUACAAAGGCGUCUGCUACGAGAAAGCAGUUCCCAUUUACGUCCACGUGUUCUCCGCCUUGAUUGUGAUCGUCGCUGGGGCCUUCGUCAUCACCAUCAUCUACAGAGUCGUUCAGGAGAGCAGGAGACAAAGGGCCGUCCCUACGGAUGUCGCGCUGCCACACAAGUCCAGCAAAAAGGCGAAGGUGACCUCAUCUAGCAGCAAAUUAGGGCUGAAGGCUCCGAGUCCUGGGCCUCCAAGUGCUCGGCCCUCAAUGAAGACUGACAUAGACAAGGAUGAUGUAACAGUGACAAUAGCAGAAACCGAAGAAACUGAGGACUGACUGAAACGCAUGAAGAAGUGGAGAUUGGCAGAAUUAUCCAAAUGAAAUGGUACAGCAGGUGCACUGUUAACAGUGUGAUGGAAUGACCACCCAAUGAGAAAAAAAUAAAGGUAUUUUGAAAAUU